Molecule: messenger RNA, 2820 nt
Organism: Sungouiella intermedia
Lineage: Eukaryota; Fungi; Ascomycota; Pichiomycetes; Serinales; Metschnikowiaceae
Source: the annotation of a GenBank genome assembly
AUGGGAAUCACCGACUACUUUGUCUCCAAAGGCGCUACGGAAGCCAAGCAAGGAAAAAAUAGUACCGAUAUCCAGCAAAAUGAAAUUUUGACGUUUCCUGAAAUGUUGGCUGGUCCAACGGGUGCAAGUCCCAGAGCACAAUUUACAAUAGGUGAAACACACUUGAGCUCAGAUAUCCGAACGCUACAAGGGCACAAUGAAAUGAUUUCUGCAGGGAAAAGUGAUUUCAAGGAUCCCCAGUUUAUUGUGGUUAACUAUCUUCACGACAUAUGUCUGGGAAAUGGGUGGCUCAAGUUGGUUGACCCCCUUGAACCCUGUGUUGUUAAGAUGAAUAGCAAGAAGGGGAACGAGAUUGGCUACAGAUACUUGCCUGCCUGUGAUGAAAUUGCUCCUUACUCUUUUGUUGAUUGUGCUGCUCGGUUUCUUCGUUCAGAUGUAUGUGUUCGAGUUUCUUUCCCAGUGAUCCAUGCCAUCUUAGACAUCCUCAGCUCGAAGGGCACCGUGAGUUUGGACGCCGACCACAACAUCCAAAUAAUUGAAACAGUUGCAGACCUUCAGUGGGUUAGAAAGUCACAGAAUUGCGCAUUUAUCAGAAACGAGAAGAGUUUGGUAUGUUGGGCAGACUCAGUGCAAGAAGUGACUGGCUUUGUUCGCAAUCUUGAAAACAAGAUGGUGGACUACGUUUGGAAGAAGGGGAAUGCUGUGGAUGUGAAAGGUGAGGAUUAUGUACCUCGUGUCACCUUUGCAAGCGUCUUCCAAUCCUCCUCAGAAUCUGAUGUGGGAUCUGAAGGGGCAGUGGAAAUCAUUGGACAAAAUGCCGUCUCCCAAGUUUCUAUUUCUGAGAAAUCUUCCGACUCCUCAACGCACAGCGAUGGUAACUUGAACGAGAAGAAGAAUCUGGACUUGGAGCAGCAGAGCUCUGAAAGACCGGUGAUUUAUAUCCAUGCCACGGUCUCUGCAUUUGCUAUCACCUUAGUGCUCGCAUGGGCAGGAUUGCAAUUUGCUCAGGUUACAAAGGAAAUAAGAGCCGAAGGAAACUACCUUAUUCUUUUGUCUUUGUUAAUGGUUCUACCAUACUUCCUUUUCACCAGUUUUUUCGCGUCAUCUGUUAUGUCGACUUUGCUUUACGUUUUUGGGCCAAUUUCCCAGAUGAACAAGAACUCAUAUUCCUAUUCAGUACACAAGGCUCCCAGGUUAAAGGCUGCCCAUGGAAGCUUGCCACACGUUACUAUUCAAUGUCCAGUUUACAAGGAGAAGCUCGAGUCUGUUAUCAAACCUACCAUCAAGAGUCUUCAAGCUGCCAUUCGCACGUAUGAACUUCAAGGUGGGUCUGCCAACAUAUUCAUCAAUGACGACGGAUUGCAACUCGUUGAUCGUAAAGAGGCUUUGGAGAGAAUAGAGUAUUACGAGGAAUGUGGCUUAGGAUACGUUGCACGUCCAGGACAUGGAGUAAACGGUUUCGUUAGAAAGGGACGGUUUAAGAAAGCCUCCAACAUGAACUACUGUCUUCACAUUUCAAAAUUGGUCGAUACCCGUUUUCAUGAACGCUUGGAGCUCAUUGAAAACCCAACACCAAAAGAAGAGUCUGGAUUGUACCUUAAAAUUCUCGAGGAAGUGGUCAGAGAAGAGGGAAAAUGUUGGGCAGGUGGUGAUAUCCUCUUGGGAGAUAUCAUCCUCAUCAUUGACUCUGAUACCCGAGUGCCCGAAGACUGCUUUGUUGAUUCAGUAUCUGAAAUGGAGCAGUCUCCAGAAGUUGCCAUCAUUCAACAUGCAUCCGGUGUGAUGAUGGUUGUUGGUAACUAUUGGGAAAAAAUGAUUGCAUGGUUUACCAAUAUGAUUUACUUUUCCAUAUCUUGUGUUUCUGGAAAUGGAUUGACUAUGGCAGCUUUCGUUGGUCACAAUGCUUUCCUCAGGUGGUCAGCAAUUCAGGAAUUGGCAUACAUUGAUGAGGAUGAUGGAAGAACAAAAUAUUGGUCGGAAUCACAUGUUUCAGAGGAUUUUGAAAUGACCUUGAAAUUGGCUUCUUUGGGCUACACUAUUCGAAUCGCGACUUAUCACGAUGGCGGGUUCAAAGAAGGUGUGUCUUUGACGGUCUAUGACGAAAUAACCAGAUGGUCCAAGUACGCUUUUGGUUGUGCUGAGAUCAUGUUCUCUCCAUUUAAAGACUGGUGGAAAGGGAAAAUUUUUGCCAGGCUUUUCUUUGUUUUUCUCAACUCGCACAUUUCCCUUCCUUGCAAGUUCAGUAUCUUGGGCUAUAUGGGAACGUAUUAUGCGAUCGCAACAUCAUUGAUAAUGCUUGUGGCAAACUACUUUAUUGUGGGAUACUAUGAUUGGGGCUACUCCAGAGUUUAUAUUGAUGCUAUGAAGGUGUUUGUUUCCGUGAUGGUGGUUUUUGGAUGUGCAACACAAGUUGCAUAUAUUAUUGGUAGAUAUCGUAUCUACAAGCAUUCCAUUUAUACUAUGGUGCUUGAAUUCAGAUACUCGAUUCUUUUUUCGGUUUUUUUGGGAGGUCUUUCGUGGCACAUGAUAGUUUCGAUUGGAAGCUAUUUCUUCUCACUCAACUUGCAAUGGGGUGCCACUGCCAAAGAUAUUGACGACUCCAACUUCUUCAAAGAGUUACCCAAAGCAAUCAAGAACUAUAAGUUCAUGUACAUUUUGUGUAUUUUCUUGAUCGCAGGAAUGAUAGCGCUAGCAUUUUUUGUUCCAUACGCUUUCCAGAUCAGACUCUUAACCUGUGCUUUGCCCCUUGGAUGGAGUGUUGCCAGUCACUUCUUGUCGCCCAUUGUUCUAAACCCACAGCUUAUGACUUUUGCGUGGUAA